Dromaius novaehollandiae (emu) is the source of this 2625-nucleotide messenger RNA. It is a transcript of the gene MAP3K10, whose product is annotated as mitogen-activated protein kinase kinase kinase 10. The coding region runs from base 49 to 2625 and encodes 858 amino acids. The record is from RefSeq and is a predicted model, not a curated record. Lineage: Eukaryota; Metazoa; Chordata; Aves; Casuariiformes; Dromaiidae. Gene Ontology annotation, biological process: signal transduction; protein phosphorylation. The transcript has 10 exons. Gene Ontology annotation, cellular component: cytoplasm. Gene Ontology annotation, molecular function: ATP binding; protein binding; MAP kinase kinase kinase activity.
GGAGCGCGUGCACGGGGGUCCUGGCGCGCUGAGGCGGGCCGGAGCGCGAUGGAGCCGGAGGAGGGCUGGAGCCCCCGCAGGGGCAAUCCCUUCUGGACGGCCGUCUUCGACUACGAGGCCGCGGCCGAGGAGGAGCUGACGCUGCGGCGGGGGGACGUGGUGGAGGUGCUCUCCAAGGACUCCACCGUGUCCGGCGACGAGGGCUGGUGGACGGGGAAGGUCCAGGGCAAGGUGGGGGUCUUCCCCAGCAACUACGUGAGCAGCGAGCCGGCCGCCGCGGGGCCGCUGGAGGUCUCCUUCGAGGAGCUGCUGCUGGACGAGAUCAUCGGCGUGGGCGGCUUCGGCAAGGUCUACAAGGGGCUGUGGCGCGGCGAGGAGGUGGCGGUGAAGGCCGCCCGGCAGGACCCCGACGAGGACAUCAGCGUGACGGCGGAGAGCGUGCGGCAGGAGGCCCGGCUCUUCAGCAUGCUGCGGCACCCCAACAUCAUCGCCCUGAAGGCCGUGUGCCUCAGCCCCCCCAACCUCUGCCUGGUGAUGGAGUUCGCCCGGGGCGGCGCGCUCAACCGGGCCCUGGCGGGGCGCAAGGUGCCCCCCCACGUGCUGGUCAACUGGGCCGUGCAGAUCGCCCGCGGCAUGAACUACCUGCACAACGAGGCCGUGGUGCCCAUCAUCCACCGAGACCUGAAAUCCAUCAACAUCCUGAUCCUGGAGAAGAUCGAGAACGACGACCUGGCCCACUGCACCCUGAAGAUCACGGACUUCGGGCUGGCCCGCGAGUGGCACAGGACGACGAAGAUGAGCGCGGCCGGGACCUACGCCUGGAUGGCCCCCGAGGUCAUUAAGCUGUCCCUCUUCUCCAAGAGCAGCGAUGUCUGGAGCUUCGGGGUGCUGCUGUGGGAGCUGCUGACCGGCGAGGUGCCCUACCGGGAGAUCGACGCCCUGGCCGUGGCCUACGGCGUGGCCAUGAACAAGCUGACGCUGCCCAUCCCCUCCACGUGCCCCGAGCCCUUCGCCCACCUCCUGGAGGAGUGCUGGGACCCCGACCCGCACGCCCGCCCGGCCUUCGGCAGCAUCCUGGGGCGCCUGCUGGCCAUCGAGCAGUCGGCGAUGCUGGCCAUGCCCCUGGAGUCUUUCCACUCGCUGCAGCAGGACUGGAAGCUGGAGAUCCAGAGCAUGUUCAGCGACCUGCGCACCAAGGAGAAGGAGCUGCGGAGCCGCGAGGAAGAGCUGCUGCGGGCGGCCCAGGAGCAGCGGACGCAGGAGGAGGUGCUGCGCCGGCGGGAGCAGGAGCUGGCGGCCCGGGAGAUCGACAUCGUCGAGCGGGAGCUGCACCUCAUCAUGCACCAGAUGCACCAGGAGAAGCCCGGCGUCAAGAAGAGGAAGGGCCACUUCAAGCGCAGCCGCCUCAAGCUGCGGGACGGCAACCGCAUCAGCCUGCCCUCGGGCUUCGAGCACAAGAUCACGGUGCAGGCGUCGCCCACGCUGGAGAGGCGGAAGGGGCUGGGGGCCGACGGCACCAGCCCCCCCGGCAGCCCCAGCAUCAUCCCCCGCCUCAGGGCCAUCUGCCUGACGCCCCUGGACGGGAGCCGGACGUGGGGCCGCAGCGGGCCGCCGCGGGCCGAGGCACUGGUGGGCAGCAAGAAGAAGGGCCGGACGUGGGGGCCCAGCUCCACGCUGCACAAGGAGCGGCUCGGCGGCGAGGAGAGGCUCAAGGCCCUGGGCGAGGGCUGCAAGCAGUGGUCGUCCAGCGCCCCGAACCUGGGCAAGUCGCCGCGGCACGUGCCCAUGGCGGUGGGCUUCGCCAGCCUCACCGAAAUGGAGGAGUACGCCGAGGCGGAGGAGCCCGGCGCGCCGCCCUCGCCCCCCGGCAGCCCCCGGCCCGCGGCGGGGGGGGCGGCGGCGGCGGCGGGGGGGGCCCGGCCGGGGGCGGCGGCGGCGGCGGGGGGGCGGCGGGGCCGCAGCGGGGCGGCGCUGCUGGGCUGCGCCUCGGUGCUGGCGGCGGUGGCGCUGGGCGCGGGGCUGCCCGGGGCCCCCCCCGCCGCGCCCCCCCCGGCCGCGCCCCCCCCGGCCGAGCCGCCGCCCGCCCCGGCCGAGCCCCGCCCGCCGCCGCCGCCGGAGCCCGCGGCCGCCCCGCGCCGCCCGCGCCAGUCGCUGACGCCCACGCGAGUCGCCGCCGCCCGCCGCGGGCACCGCCGCACCCCCUCGGACGGGGCCCUGCCCCACGGCCACGGUGCCCGGGAGGCGCCGGAGCCGCCGCUGCCGCCGCCGCCGUCGCGCCGCCGCGGCCCGGAGCCGUCGCCGCCGCCGGAGGCGCCGCCCGCGGAGCGGCCGCGCUCGCUGCCCUUCGCCCCGCGCCCGCGGCCCGCGCCCGCCCGGCCCCGGCCCGACCCCUGGGCGCUGGUGUCGGCGCGGGGGGCGCGGGCCGCGGCGCCGCCGACGCUGCUGGACCUGGACGCGGAGGGGCAGAGCCGCGACAGCACCGUGCCGCUCUGCGGGCGCCCCGCGGCCGCCCGCGACGGGGCCCCCGGCGCCGGGCCCGGCCCCGACGGCGCCCACAGCCACGGCUCCAGCACCGACGGCUCCCACGGCGACGGCACCGGCUCCAGCACCGACAUCUCCCACUGA